Messenger RNA from Galeopterus variegatus (Sunda flying lemur), 2787 nucleotides. It is a transcript of the gene KLHL2, whose product is annotated as kelch-like family member 2. The record is from RefSeq and is a predicted model, not a curated record. Lineage: Eukaryota; Metazoa; Chordata; Mammalia; Dermoptera; Cynocephalidae. The coding region runs from base 79 to 1701 and encodes 540 amino acids. The transcript has 13 exons. Gene Ontology annotation, molecular function: protein binding.
CAGGGUCAUCAGAAGCCUUUCGAUUCAAAAGAUGAUAAUGCUGAAAAACACUGCCCAGUGACAGUGAAUCCUUGGCAUAUGAAGAAAGCUUUUAAAGUCAUGAACGAAUUAAGAAGUCAGAAUUUGUUGUGUGAUGUCACAAUCGUGGCAGAAGACAUGGAAAUCUCUGCUCACAGAGUGGUGCUGGCCUCCUGUAGUCCUUAUUUUCACGCCAUGUUUACAGGUGAAAUGAGUGAGAGCCGAGCAAAGAGAGUUCGAAUAAAAGAGGUAGACGGCUGGACCCUGAGGAUGUUAAUUGAUUAUGUUUACACUGCAGAAAUUCAGGUUACAGAAGAAAAUGUACAGGUACUUCUCCCAGCAGCUGGUCUGUUACAGUUACAGGAUGUGAAGAAGACUUGCUGUGAAUUUUUGGAAUCCCAGCUUCACCCUGUCAACUGUUUAGGAAUCCGGGCUUUCGCUGAUAUGCAUGCCUGCACAGACCUCCUAAACAAGGCCAACACCUAUGCAGAGCAACAUUUUGCGGAUGUUGUACUUAGUGAAGAAUUUCUCAAUCUUGGCAUUGAACAAGUGUGUAGCUUAAUCUCAAGUGACAAACUUACCAUUUCCUCUGAAGAGAAGGUAUUUGAAGCAGUAAUAGCUUGGGUGAACCAUGACAAGGAUGUGAGGCAAGAGUUUAUGGCUCGGCUGAUGGAACAUGUUCGGUUACCUUUGCUUCCUCGAGAAUAUUUAGUUCAGAGAGUUGAAGAGGAAGCAUUGGUCAAGAAUAGCAGUGCUUGCAAAGAUUACCUCAUUGAAGCUAUGAAGUAUCAUUUGCUGCCAACAGAGCAGCGUAUAUUAAUGAAAAGUGUCCGGACCCGACUGAGGACACCCAUGAACCUUCCCAAAUUGAUGGUGGUGGUUGGGGGCCAAGCACCAAAGGCUAUCCGAAGUGUGGAAUGCUAUGACUUUAAAGAAGAACGGUGGCACCAGGUAGCAGAAUUGCCUUCCAGGAGGUGCAGGGCAGGGAUGGUCUAUAUGGCUGGGCUUGUUUUUGCUGUUGGUGGCUUUAAUGGCUCAUUGAGAGUCCGCACUGUAGAUUCCUAUGACCCUGUGAAGGACCAAUGGACCAGCGUGGCUAACAUGCGAGACCGGAGAAGCACUUUGGGAGCUGCUGUGUUAAAUGGAUUGUUAUAUGCUGUGGGAGGCUUUGAUGGGAGUACAGGUUUAUCAUCUGUGGAAGCAUAUAACAUAAAGUCUAAUGAGUGGUUUCAUGUGGCUCCAAUGAACACACGGAGGAGCAGUGUCGGUGUAGGGGUUGUUGGAGGUAGGUGGCUGUUAACCGUUCUUUCAGGUGAGUGUGUCCAGGUGCAUGUGCCUUCUUUUACUAUAGUUUGGUUGUGUUUUAUAGGUGUUGGCGUGUUAAACAACUUACUGUAUGCUGUAGGAGGUCAUGAUGGCCCUUUAGUACGAAAAAGUGUUGAAGUAUAUGAUCCCACCACUAAUACAUGGAGACAGGUUGCAGAUAUGAACAUGUGCAGAAGAAAUGCAGGAGUUUGUGCUGUUAAUGGUCUGUUAUAUGUUGUUGGAGGGGAUGAUGGUUCCUGUAACUUGGCGUCCGUAGAAUAUUAUAACCCAACAACUGAUAAAUGGACAGUCGUGUCAUCAUGUAUGAGUACAGGGAGGAGUUAUGCAGGGGUCACAGUUAUUGAUAAACCAUUAUGAGACUGAAGGACUUUUUGGCAUAUUUACACGUGAGAAACAGGCUUCAACAAGUAUUUCUGAAGUGACUGAGAAUCUAGCACUUCUCCACUUGUAGCUGCACUUUAGGUCUCAGCAGAAGAUAAGAUCGUCUGCCUUUAUAGGCCUCGGAUAUGAAGAUUAUUUUUGGUAGAAGCACCGUGUAGGCUUUUUCUGCAAUGAGCAGCAGCUGACUGAAUUUUAAUAAGAACCCUGGACUGCAGUACUUAUUCUGUAGUCUUUAGACAACAGUUGCUUUCAUAAAGGCUCGUUCUUCUCAUCCUUGAGUGACUAUGGAUUAUUUUGUGAAAGAGGAUAAAGUAAUGUGUGUUCUUGUAAAAUUAAAUUUGAUCUUUUCUUCCUCUACUGUAAAUCUGUAUACCCAGGAACUGAAAAUCUUUGAACAGGUAUUAAAAUCUACGUAAGUAUACAAAGUAGUCGAGGGAUAAAACUGUUUGCUUUUAUAAAAUAUCUUUGAUUACAUGAAUAUUAUAAAUUGUGUGCAUAUGUUGUGUCUAUAUGCUUUUCUUUAAAUAUGUUUGAAAAGAUGUUUGAAACUUGAUUAUACUAUUUAUAAUUGGCAGAGUACUUUGAAUUAUGCCAGUACUACAUUGUAAAACAGAGUUGUAUUUUUUGAUAUUUAACAAUGCUUAACACUUUAAAAUGCCACUUCUGAGGAAUGAACAUGGUGUAACACACUUGAAUAUGUGUGAUGCCAAACUUUUUUAAGUAAAAUAUAAAUUAUGUUUAUUUAUUGUUUUCUUUAGUUUAAUCUUGGUUUUGUUUUGGUGUGUAUUUUUAAUUUUUAAAGUAACACUUUGGCAUGAACAUUACUGCAGGUUUUUGAUGAAUACAAUGAAUGUAUGGAAUUCAACUGAAUUUGCAUGGUCUUAAGAAUUUUUUUCUGUGUGUAUAAAUUUAGCUGCUAUUAACAGAAGAGAGAACUCUCUGUGAGUAGCCAUGUGUGUUGAUCAGAUACAACUUUUCUGAGAUCUUCAAUUAAUCUCACUUUAAAAAUGACCAAAACAUGUCUUUCUUGAAUUAUCUUUGAAUAAAAGUUUGUAUAUUAGU